AGAUAUCGAUAUCCGUGGAUGGUAGUAUUCUACGCAUCUGGCGUCGAACCCGAUGAUGCUUUGCGUUUCGCAGCGUCCUUGAAUAUGCCCUACACUUAAGGCUAACACGGCUUCUGAUUCAUCUUGUCAUCCGGGAGCCCUCGAGGAAGUACGUAGCAAACAGCAGUAAUAAGGAAAAGUAAUAUAUAAGUAGAAGGCUUCUAGGAGAGAUAAUUCAAAUUUCCCUCGAUAGUUCGGAGAUUGUUCGUAGUCUCUAUAAUUCGCAAAAUAAUUCAAAUAGCCGAGUGCAUUCUCCUGAAAUAUCGCCCCUUAAGAUGUAAUACUGUACUCCAGCCAUCUCUAACGUACUGGCCCCAGCGUGGAUAGAACGUACGUAGAUAUCUGGCAAAAAGGGUCGGGCUUGCGGCAAGGGAAUACGCGUGGCAUACAGCAGUUCUUAAGAUGUAGACUUCAUCCGUUGUUACAACAUGAACAUGAUAUUCAACACCAGGAUUAGACACUUAUUUUCAGGAAAAGCAGGUUUCCAAGUAGCAGUACAAGAAAUAGUUUUUGGAGAAUCUUCUACUUGAACAUUUCUAUCGUGAUGUAUAGUGUAUGCACGCAGGUGAUUUAUUUGCUCAACAGAGGAAGUAAACGAGCAUGACGUUAGCAUUUUAUGAAAAGUUCUAAAGUAAAACUCAGCGGGAGCUCCGGCCUCGGCGGGAUCGGGCCCUGCAACAAACAAGUCAGCUGUUCCUACUACUACGAGCAAUACUGUUCCUCCGCUGUCUAGCCGUGGGGGCGGUGGUGCUGGCGCGGCUUCCUCCUCUUCAUCCAUGUCAGCGUCUCAGCUUGCAGACGCGUACAAGCGCCUGCCUGAGGGCAACGGCGCUGAAAAUGCUUCGAAAAGACAAAAAUAUUAGAUUAGAGAUGUUUAUUAAAUGUCUACAGGUGCAUCCUGGUUACAGUAAAAGUUGACGA
Molecule: messenger RNA, 960 nt
Organism: Amoebophrya sp. A25
Lineage: Eukaryota; Dinophyceae; Syndiniales; Amoebophryaceae
Source: the annotation of a GenBank genome assembly